Boeremia exigua is the source of this 3316-nucleotide messenger RNA. Its product is annotated as glycoside hydrolase superfamily. Gene Ontology annotation, cellular component: vacuole. The record is from RefSeq and is a predicted model, not a curated record. Lineage: Eukaryota; Fungi; Ascomycota; Dothideomycetes; Pleosporales; Didymellaceae. Gene Ontology annotation, molecular function: beta-galactosidase activity. The transcript is spliced from 4 exons. Bases 150 to 3110 code for a protein of 986 amino acids. Gene Ontology annotation, biological process: carbohydrate metabolic process.
CCGGGGUCGCGUCCACGUGCAGCACGACUAUAUGGACGGUAAAUUAAUGAGCAUCAUUUUAUUCUGCCGUUCGCCCUCGGAGGACCGGCCAUGUAUAAGAGGCUUCCAUCGACCGAGCUGAGCGUUCUGCUCAUCGCAAUAAAUCCGUCAUGAGGUUCUCCCAGCUCCUCUUCGGCGCCUUUGCCGUGCUGCACGGGGCCUUCGCCACCAACAAUGGCCUGCAAUCAGUCGUCGAAUGGGACAAUGGCUCCUUGCAAAUUAAUGGAGAGCGUGUGAUUGUUAUGAGUGGAGAAUUUCACUAUGCUCGUCUGCCGGUUCCUGAGCUGUGGCUCGAUAUUUUCCAAAAGUUCAGGGCGCAUGGCAUGAAUACUGUUUCGAUCUACUUUUUCUGGAGCUACCAUUCCGCAUCGAAAGGGGUUUACGAUUUUUCUACGCCUGGAAAAGACAUUCAGCGCCUCUUCGACACCGCCAAGGAAGCUGGACUGUACGUUAUCGCCAGACCGGGACCCUAUAGCAACGCGGAAACGAGUGGUGGCGGAUUGGGCUUGUGGACCAGCGAUGGAAGUGGUGGUAAUUACAGGACGUCCGAUGAAACCUACCGAAAAGCGUGGUCGGAGUGGAUUGCGGAGGUUGCCCCCAUCAUUGCAAAGAACCAGAUCACCAACGGGGGUCCCGUCAUUCUGACUCAGGUCGAGAAUGAGCUGACGCAAUCGAAGUAUGACCCCAACAAUACCCUGGUUAUCUACAUGGAGCAGAUCAAGAAAGCCUUCAAGGAUGCCGGUCUCAUCGUUCCCACGACGCACAAUGAGAAGGGCUUUCGCGGCAAGAGCUGGUCGACUGAUUACAACAACGUCGGCGGUGCAGUGGAUAUCUACGGUCUGGAUUCGUAUGCAGGUGGUCUCAGUUGUACCAAUCCCAACACUGGUGGAAGUGUCAUCCGCACCUACUAUCAAUGGUUCCAAGAGGUAUCGCCUACUCAGCCAGAGUACUUACCCGAAUUUCGCGGCGGUUGGUUCCAGGCAUGGGGCGAGCACUUCUUCGACGAAUGCCAGUCCGAACUGAGUCCGGAGUAUCCUGACGUAUUUUACAAAGGAGUCAUCGCGCAGCGUGCUACGCUCCUCAAUCUCUACAUGACUUACGGAGGUACCAACUGGGGCCACCUGGCAGCGCCUGUUGUCUACACCUCCUACGAUUACGAUGCGUCGAUCCGAGAGACCCGCGAGAUUCGUGAUAAAUACAAGCAGUACAAACUAAUUUCAUUGUUCACUCGGGUCAGCGACGGGCUCAAGAAUACUGUCAUGGAGAGUAAUGGAACUGGAAACGCUGUCAGCACCUCGGAAAUAUUCACUUGGGUACUCAAGAGCAAGGAUAGCAACGGCAGAUUUUACCUCACGGAGAAGAACGACACCAGGUCCAGGGCCGUGACCAAAUUCUCAUUGGAUGUCAACACUUCGGCUGGUCCAGUGACAAUUCCAAGUCUCCAGCUUAACGGCAGGCAGUCACGAUGGGUUGUGACCGACUAUGCAGUCGGAAACGAGACCUUGCUAUACGUAUCUGGCGAAGUUCUCACCUAUGGAAUCUUCGAUCAGCCUGUUGUGGUGUUUUAUUUGAAAGAAGGUCAAGUAGGAGAGUUUGCCUUCAAGUCGCAGAAAAAUAUCACCUUCAAGUCCUACGGCGCCGAUUCAGGUUUCGAAACUGUAUCCAGCAACAACACAAGCUUUGUCAGCUUCAAGUACCAGCAAGCCAAGGGAGCCACCGUCGUACAGCUUUCGAACGGCGUGUUGGCCUACCUUCUAGACGUACCCGCUGCUUGGACAUUUUCUGCUCCUCCUACCACAGCGGAUCCAAAUGUUUCUCCAAACCAUCAAAUCUUCGUGCUUGGUCCCUAUCUUGUCCGAACGGCGAGCGUGUCUGGCGACACUGUAUCCAUCGUCGGCGACAAUGCUAAAGCCACUACUAUUGAGGUCUACGCUGGGACGAACAUCGAUAAGAUCUCAUGGAAUGGCAAAGAAUUGGCGACAUCCAAGACACCAUACGGCAGUCUCACCGCCGAGAUUACAGGCACCGAUGAUCGCACGAUUGAUCUUCCUGAAUUGACAGGCUUCAAAGCUGCAGAUUCAGCCCCUGAAAUCUCGCCGUCUUUCGACGACAGCAACUGGAUCGUGGCGAACAAGACUACAACUUUGAACAAGGUCAAGCCAUUGACACUACCGGUGCUGUACAGUAGUGACUACAAAUUCUACGCGGGCACCAAGGUCUAUCGAGGGUAUUUCUCAGGCAAAAACGCUGCAUCUCUGAACAUCACAGUGCAAGGUGGUGCCGCAUCAGGGUGGAAUGCGUGGCUCAAUGGGCAGUUGGUCGGUUACAACCCCGGAAACAGUACACUAUGGGUGACCAAUGCGGUUGUACCUUUCAAGAACGUCACUCUGAAAGACGAGGGGAACGUCUUGACAGUCGUGACUGACUACUCUGGUCACGACCAAACAUCAUACGGACCGUCCGGUGCACAAAACCCAAGAGGUAUUCUGGGUGCACAGCUUCUGAGUGCCAACAAAACCAAGUUAAACUUUGACCAGUGGAAGAUACAGGGCAAUGCUGGCGGCGAAAAGAACAUUGACCCUGUUCGUGGGCCUAUGAACGAGGGUGGUUUGUAUGGAGAACGCCUUGGCUGGCACCUGCCUGGUUUCAACACGGAGAGCUGGUCAAGUGAAAGUCCUACUGAAGACGGAAUUCAGGGAUCAGGGAUUAAGUGGUUCACUAAAACCUUCGAUCUCAAUAUUGACAAGGACCUUGAUGUUCCUAUCGGUGUUGAGUUCGGCGCUGCCACUGGUACGGUUGCAAGAGUGCAGCUUUACAUCAACGGCUAUCAAUACGGCAAGUACUGGCCUCACAUUGGUCCGCAAACUCGCUUUCCAAUUCCACCCGGUAUCAUCAAUCUGCAAGGCUCGAACACUUUGAGUGUCUCGCUCUGGGCGCAAACAGAUGCAGGUGCGAAGCUCAGCACAUUGCGACUAAUCUCGUACGCCAGCUACGAGAGCGGGUUUGAUUUUGCCGGAAUCGAUGGGCAGCAGCUGCAGCCGGGCUGGACAGACCGAUCGCAAUACGCGUAGACGUUUCUCGAGGGUGUUGGCUAUUGAACAAUAGAUGUGAAAUGACACCUCAAAUUCGGAUCACUCGAGAGUUUUACACAAGACCGCCAACCAUUCGAUACUAUCCAAGCUCGGCCAAUCACUUGAUUCGGUUUUGCCAAUUGACGCGCCAAGUCGGUAGUGCUACCGGCUUGGUCUUGUCGAAGGGUCACACUUCUCAACACGAU